CAUUUAAAUAAUGGCUAAUGUUAUACCGGAAUGGUCGAAAGCAUAUCUAAAACGACCACGCAAUAAUCUAAAAUCGCAUAUAUUUAUCGAUGAAAAGAUUAAGUUUAAGCCAUCUUUUGAAAAGGAUGACUGUCCUCCAUCGAUGAGCUGGUUGCUGGGCUGGGAAUAUUCCCGCCAAUGGACCAAAGAACGUGAUGAAUUCUAUAAGGCACGUGAAGAUCGCAACAAACCGAAGCACAUAAAAAACGAUUAUAAGAAAUGGUUGGAGAAACGUAAACCCAAAGAUAAUUUUUAUUGCAGAGCCCAAGGUGUUGAUAAGUUAACGCAAAAUAAUACACAAAUUCGCAAGUAA
Molecule: messenger RNA, 352 nt
Organism: Musca vetustissima
Lineage: Eukaryota; Metazoa; Arthropoda; Insecta; Diptera; Muscidae
Exons: 2
Coding region: 11-352 (113 amino acids)
Source: RefSeq, a predicted model, not a curated record